GAUAUCAGAUUUUGGUUUGGCUAGAACAUUUGGAGGAGAUCAAGCUGAGGCAAAUACAAACAGAGUGAUGGGAACAUAUGGUUAUAUGCCUCCUGAAUAUGCUCUCCAUGGACAUUUCUCAAUCAAAUCUGAUGUAUUUAGCUUUGGUGUGAUGGUAAUGGAGAUAAUUAGUGGGAAAAAGAAUCGCAAUUUUCAUGACUCUGAGCAUCAGCUUAAUCUUCUUAGUCAUGCAUGGAGAUUGUGGAUUGAAGACAAGCCACUGGAGCUAAUAGAUGAGGUAUUAGAUUAUCCAACCGCACCAGUUGAAGUACUUAGAUGCAUUCAUGUUGGUCUAUUAUGUGUACAACAAACACCACAAAACAGACCAAACAUGUCCUCUGUGGUUUUGAUGUUGAAUGGUGAAAAGGUGUUGCCUGAGCCAAGUCCACCCGGGUUCUACACAGGCACAACUACUCAGUUUCCCAUUCAGGCAGAAUCUUCUUCCAGAAGUUGUGGAGAUAGAUCACAAAAUGAAGUUACAGUGUCCUUGUUACAGCCACGAUAGAGAACUAUUCUGUUCAUUAUUCAAGGAUUAAGAUAUCUCCAACAACUUAUUAGCUCAAGUGCUUCUGUGUAAGUUUGUUCAUUUAUGGAGAAGAUGUUCUUUUGUUCCAUGAACCAAAUCACUUGUUGUUAGAGACCUUAAACUUUAUUUUUUGAUGGCAAACAUACGAAAUGAUACAUGUAACAAUUUAUACAACGGGUUUUUUUGUCCAUGUUUAUUAUUAUGGGAUGUAAUAAAUAAUGUACAGAGGAAAGAUU
Vigna radiata var. radiata (mung bean) is the source of this 801-nucleotide messenger RNA. Its product is annotated as G-type lectin S-receptor-like serine/threonine-protein kinase SD1-1. Lineage: Eukaryota; Viridiplantae; Streptophyta; Magnoliopsida; Fabales; Fabaceae. The record is from RefSeq and is a predicted model, not a curated record. Gene Ontology annotation, biological process: protein phosphorylation. The coding region runs from base 68 to 544 and encodes 158 amino acids. Gene Ontology annotation, molecular function: protein kinase activity; ATP binding. The transcript has 3 exons.